Messenger RNA from Mus musculus (house mouse), 5824 nucleotides. It is a transcript of the gene Sugp2, whose product is annotated as SURP and G patch domain containing 2. Gene Ontology annotation, molecular function: RNA binding; nucleic acid binding. The transcript is spliced from 10 exons. Gene Ontology annotation, biological process: RNA processing. The record is from RefSeq and is a predicted model, not a curated record. Gene Ontology annotation, cellular component: nuclear body; nucleus; nucleoplasm. Bases 105 to 3308 code for a protein of 1067 amino acids. NCBI's taxonomy places the organism in Eukaryota, Metazoa, Chordata, Mammalia, Rodentia, Muridae.
CGCAAGCGCAGAGGCGCCGCCUCGCCUCGGCGUCCCUCCUUCAGCCGAGAGGCUCCUUUCCGGGGCAACGAGGGCGACCGCGAGCACAGGAGAAAAAAAAAACCAUGGCAGCAAGGCGGAUGGCGCAGGAAUCUUUGGACAGUGUAUUACAGGAGAAAUCUAAACGGUAUGGGGAUUCCGAAGCUGUUGGUGAAGCUCUCCAUCUUAAAGCUCAAGAUCUCCUAAGGACAGGCUCAAGAGCCAGAGCAGAUGUCUAUGAGGACAUUCAUGGUGAUAGCAGGUACUCCGCCAGUGGAUCUGGAGUGUAUUCACUAGACAUGGGAAGAGAGGGUCUGAGAGGUGACAUGUUUGUGGGACCCUCCUUCAGAUCUAGCAACCAGUCGGUUGGUGAAGACAGCUAUCUUCGCAAAGAAUGUGGCCGGGAUCUGGAACCAGCCCAUACUGACUCCCGGGACCAGAGUUUUGGCCACCGGAAUCUGGGACAUUUUCCUUCUCAGGACUGGAAACUUGCGCUCCGUGGCUCUUGGGAACAAGACUUGGGCCACUCAGUUUCUCAAGAAUCCUCCUGGUCACAGGAAUAUGGUUUUGGGCCCUCAUUGUUAGGAGACUUGGCCUCCUCCAGGCGGAUGGAGAAGGAAAGUCGGGAUUAUGACCUGGACCAUCCUGGGGAGGUGGACUCUGUGUCUAGAAGCAGUGGGCAAGUCCUGACCAGAGGCCGAUCUCUAAACAUAGCUGACCAGGAAGGCACUCUACUAGGAAAGGGGGACACCCAGGGUCUGCUUGGAGCAAAGGGUGUUGGGAAGCUUAUCACACUGAAAAGCAUGACCACGAAGAAAAUACCUGUUGCCAGUCGUAUUACUUCCAAACCUCAGGGCACUAACCAAAUCCAGAAACCCACUCCAAGUCCUGAUGUGACCAUUGGGACAAGUCCAGUGCUAGAUGAAAUCCAGUUCGCUGCUCUGAAGAUUCCUUUGGGGCUGGACCUUAGGACCCUUGGCUUGCCCAGAAGGAAGAUGGGUUUUGAUGCCAUAGACAAGGCAGAUGUGUUCUCAAGGUUUGGCAUAGAGAUCAUCAAGUGGGCAGGAUUCCACACUAUCAAGGAUGACCUGAAGUUCUCCCAACUCUUCCAGACUCUUUUUGAACUGGAAACUGAGACCUGUGCCAAGAUGCUGGCCUCCUUCAAAUGCUCCUUGAAGCCGGAGCAUAGAGAUUUCUGCUUUUUUACCAUCAAGUUUCUAAAGCACUCUGCUCUGAAAACGCCCCGAGUUGAUAAUGAGUUUUUAAACAUGCUUUUAGACAAAGGUGCUGUGAAGACCAAAAACUGCUUUUUUGAGAUCAUCAAGCCCUUCGACAAGUCCAUCAUGCGGCUCCAGGACCGACUGCUGAAGGGCGUCACACCCUUACUCAUGGCCUGUAAUGCCUAUGAACUGAGUGUCAAGAUGAAGACCCUCACUAGCCCAUUGGACCUGGCUAUGGCCCUGGAGACCACCAACUCUCUUUGCAGGAAGUCCCUGGCCCUCUUAGGCCAGACCUUCUCCUUGGCUUCUUCCUUCCGGCAGGAGAAGAUCCUAGAGGCUGUGGGCCUCCAAGACAUCGCUCCAUCCCCGGCCUACUUCCCAAAUUUUGAAGAUUCCACUUUGUUCGGAAGGGAGUACAUAGACCACCUGAAGGCCUGGCUCAUGGCCAGUGGCUAUCCCCUCCAGCUCAAGAGAGCUGUGCCCCCAGAGUCCCGAGAACAGAAAACCACAGCUCAGACCUGGGCUUCGAGCACUCUGAGCCAAGCAGUUCCCCAGCGGGCGGAUCACAGGGUGGUGGACACCAUUGACCAGCUUGUCAUGCGUGUCAUCCAAGGAAGGCUAUCGCCCAGAGAGAGAACACUUCUCCUACAGGACCCUGCUUACUGGUUUCUGUCUGAUGAGAGUAGCCUGGAGUAUAAGUACUACAAGCUGAAGUUGGCAGAGUCACAGCGACUGAACCACAGCUGGCCCAUUGUGGAGCGGAGGCCAACGCCCGCACAGUGUGCGGUGCGUGCCAUGCUGUAUGCACAAGCUGUGCGAAGCCUCAAGCGCAGACUCCUCCCAUGGCAGCGCAGGCGGCUGAUUCGCUCCCAGGGUCCUCGAGGCCUGAAGGCCAAGAAAGCCACCACUGCCCAGCAGACAUCCCUGUCCUCAGGCACUCGGCAGAAACACCAUGGCCGCCAGGCUUCUGGCUCCUUGAGGGUGAAGCCACCACCACGGGAUUCAAGUGAUGCUGCCCAGGACUGCCUAUCAGAGCCUGCCAAACCCUGUCCUCAGCCCUCCAGCCCUGGAGCCUUGGGCCCGUCUCCUCGGCCAACUGGAGCGGAUGACUCAGAAGCCCUGCCGGCCUCUUCUCGAUGCCCCUCUGCUAAUAUGGAUGCAAAGACCAUGGAGACUGCUGAGAAGCUGGCCAGAUUUGUGGCUCAGGUCGGCCCUGAGAUUGAGCAGUUCAGCAUAGAGAACAGCACUGACAACCCUGACCUGUGGUUCCUGCACGACCAGAGCAGCUCAGCUUUCAAGUUCUACCGAGAGAAGGUGCUGGAACUGUGCCCAUCCAUCUCCUUCCAGUCCACUGGUGAGGCAGGGGACUCAGUACAGAGCCCCACAGCUGGCAAGGAGGGUAAGGGUGAGCCACAGGAGGGGCACCCUGAGCAGGAGGCUUCACUGGAGGGCACUGAGGUGCUGCCUGAGGAGGAAGAGGAAGAUGAGGAGGAGAGCGAGGACGAGGGUGGAGAGGAGACCUCCACUCUCAGGCCACAGGCAGGAGCUGCCAAGUGUCCAGGCUCUGAGGGCAGUUCCCCUACUGACAGCAUCCCUGGAGAGGGGUCCAGGGAGGACCAGGCCAGCACCCCUGGCCUGUCCCAGGCCUCCUCUGGCAGCUGCUUCCCCAGGAAGAGAAUCAGCAGCAAGUCGCUGAAAGUUGGCAUGAUCCCUGCCCCAAAGAGGGUGUGUCUCAUCCAGGAGUCAAAGGUCCACGAACCAGUUCGAAUUGCCUACGACAGGCCUAGGGGUCGUCCCAUAGCCAAAAAGAAGAAACCCAAGGACAUGGAGUUUUCCCAGCAGAAACUGACAGACAAGAACGUGGGCUUCCAGAUGCUGCAGAAGAUGGGCUGGAAGGAAGGCCAUGGCCUGGGCUCCCUUGGGAAGGGCAUCCGAGAGCCCGUCAGUGUGGGUGCUCUUUCAGAAGGAGAGGGCCUGGGAGCUGAUGGGCCUGAGCAGAAAGAAGACACCUUUGACGUCUUCCGCCAGCGCAUGAUGCAAAUGUACAGACACAAGCGGGCCAGCAAAUAGGUGUGUGCCAGGACGCAGACCAGCAGCUGAUGCUACCAGAAAGAAAAUCUGAGUAAGGCAGGAGGGCCAUUCCUGCCAUGUGCCACAUGCUCCUGUUCAGGCACGCAGGGGAGGAAGCUCCUCAACAGAAGGGUAGCUUACUAGCCCCAGCCCUCCCACCCUCCCUCCAGUGCCUCUGCCUGGAUUUGAGCAUGCUGUCAUGGGACUGGGCCACCCUCGGCCUUACCUGUUUCUACUCCAGGUUUCUCUCGAAGAUGACAGUUCCUUGCAGGGGCCAAACAGGAUAGACUUGAUGAGUGGCCUUGCUCAGCCACCACACUCCUUCCUGAGGGCCUCAAGUGCUGUUUUGUGAGGGGUCUAUAGGCCUCAUCCUUCUCACUCUUGGUUUUUUGUUUUUACUUGUAUUGUGUGUAUGUGAGUGAGCAGGUGUGUUACGGUGCCCAUAAGAAGAGCAAAGGACAACUUGUGAGUCAAUUCUCCUUCUACCAUGUGCGACUCCGGGAGUGAACUCAGAUCCUCAGGCUUGGUAGCAAGCACCCUGACCCACUGAUUCCUGUUGCCAGCCCUCAUUCUUGGUUCUUGACCUUCUUACCCGUCAUGCUUCAUACACAGUUCUGAACAGCCAUUCUCUUCUUAACUAGAUCAGAGCCACUGGCGACAGAGAUAAGCCUCGAAGCAGCCUUGCCCUUCCCGUCACCCUGCCCCGGACGCCUGCAGCCUGAGCCUCGGUGUGUACUCGGCCAGCUCCACAUCCCUAGGUCAGGUCCCAGCAGGCCUUGCCACUCUGCAGAGCAGCAGCCACUCAGGCACCCUUGUCUGUCCUGCUUCUGACUCUGUCCUUCAUCUUAUUCCUCUUUGUAGGGUGCUUCCUCGGCCUUGGUGCCCAGGGCCUGGCUCCUCUUUAAGUUCUCCACAAAGCCCUGCCUUCCAGAGCCCUGUGCUGCUGUGUCUUCAGAGCUUAUCUGGAAACAGACGGGCUCCAGUGGAGAGGGAACACUGGAUUCUUGCUUUUGAGCAAUGAUGUCUCAGCUCCUACAGAAUUCUGAGAGCUUUGCAGGCUGAAGCAGGGGGAUCUAGGAUCUAGGACAAGUUAAAGUUCUGCCUGGCUGUGUAGCAGGACCCUGUCUUGAGAGACUUCUCAAAAGCUUAGCCCCAGUUUAAUAUAGUUGAGGCUUAUACCACACCUGUUUCUGUGCCUGGGAAGUGCAUUCUGAGGAAACCCCAGUACUUGCACUUGCAGCCUCCACUGUGGCCCCUGCAGGCCAGUGCGACGGUGCUGCAGCAGUUCCCAUGUACAGUGUCUUUCUGAAGCCUCAGGAAGGAUGGUGUGGCUCAGCUGCCAUGGAUGUCUGCUUUGGAGCCCAACUCCACCCAUGCCCGCUACCCCUGUUUGGUACAGAUCCUCUCGAUGCAUCCCAGCCUCCCCACCACAGUGCUGGGCAUUUGAAAUCAGUCUGUGGAAGUCUGGAAAGGCUGAUGUCAGGGCUGGGGACAUGGUGGUCAGGUGUCAACCAUGAGCACAGCAGGAGGAUCUUGCUGUAGUGAUACUCAACUCUCCUCUCAGCUUAGCUCUACUUUCUGUUUCCCAGCAUGCCCUUCUUCACAGCUGCUGCAGCUCACACCACCUCACUCUCUUCUGGUGUCUUGGCAACUAACGGGUCUUUGUAGCAAUAGAGAUGCUGCACUGCCAGUGGGUCACAGUCUGACUCUUGAACACAAAUCUGCAGGGUGGGAAAUGACAGGUCAGGGACACCAGGCUGCAGUUUCAUCUUCAGGUCUUUCUUUCACCUUCUAGCAGCUUCCAUGUUGGUUGUGGGUUGGAAUGGGACUCUGGUCCAUGGUGGGCUCUUAAGAGGAGUUCCCAUCCAUAAGUGGAGCACACAGACCUGGGUGUGCUGCUCACUUCAUAUCUUCAGCUUCUCUCCAGCCACCUGCAUUUGUGCUGCUCCAUUGGGGCUUCAAGAUGAUUGAGGAAUUGUGGGUAGAUGGCCCUUGUGCCAAGACUCUGGAAGGUGAGACUGUCAGGCAGCCCCCCAAGUUGAGAAUGACAUUCCUAGGCACUCUUGUCAAGACAGGAUGAAUAGUGGGGAGAGAGAGAGCACAUAUCUUAUGCCCCUCAACGUGAGCCAUCUUGAUGCUCCUCACACACACCUUGCCAUCCUUGCCCUCCUGGGGCACCUUGCUCUCCAGCCAAGCUGCUCUAGGGGCAGGGCUGUGGAGGACACCUGAUGUAUACUCAUGUGACCUUGUUCCUGUCACAGUGUUUGUCCUGUCAUUCUAGUUCCAGGGUCACAUCCACAAGGACCAUGGAUUCCAAAAGUUGUGCUGGCCUGGCCUGCCCUGGCUCCAGUUUGUUCCUGUUCCUGGAUGUGCGUCGUGCAAGUUGAUUCUGUACCUGGUAAAACCUAGAACACACUUGUGAUGUCACCUCUUGGAUGUAGUUGUGUUUGUAAGGAUCUAAGAAGUCAUGGUGUUGUCGGUGUUGAGUGCUUGGAAUAAAUGAAGAGCAGACCCGC